Helianthus annuus (common sunflower) is the source of this 703-nucleotide messenger RNA. RefSeq names its product mannitol dehydrogenase. The record is from RefSeq and is a predicted model, not a curated record. Gene Ontology annotation, biological process: lignin biosynthetic process. NCBI's taxonomy places the organism in Eukaryota, Viridiplantae, Streptophyta, Magnoliopsida, Asterales, Asteraceae. The transcript has 3 exons. The coding region runs from base 1 to 543 and encodes 180 amino acids. Gene Ontology annotation, molecular function: cinnamyl-alcohol dehydrogenase activity.
AUGGUUGCAGAUGAGCAUUUUGUACUCCGUUGGCCGGAGAAUUUGCCACUUGAUUCCGGUGCACCCUUGCUAUGUGCUGGGGUCACAACUUAUAGCCCUCUCAAGUACUUUGGAUUGGACAAGCCUGGUAUGAAAGUGGGUGUGGUUGGUCUCAGUUGGCUUGGUCAUGUUGCUGUGAAGAUGGCUAAGGCGUUUGGGGCUGAAGUUACUGCUGUUAGGGGUACACUCGAUGGCAUCAUUGACACAGUGUCCGCAAAUCAUGCAAUUGCGCCAUUACUUAAUGCACUUACACCCCAUGGAAAGCUUGUUCUUGCUGGUGCACCCGAGAAACCACUUGAAGUAGCAGCAUUUUCACUGCUCAUGGGGAGAAAGCUUGUUGCUGGUAGUUAUAUUGGCGGCAUUACACAAAAUCAGGAAAUGCUUGACUUUGCAGCAAAGUAUGGGAUAACUGCAGAUAUAGAGGUUGUAGCGAUAGACUAUGUGAAAUCCGAUGUAAGGUACCGAUUUGUGAUAGAUGUGGCCAACUCGAUCAAGGCUGAAUAGGUUGAUUCAUGAAACUCUUGAUGAAUGUUUCAUUUCUCUUAUAAGUUUUUUUUUUUUUGCAUUUGUGAGCAUGUUUUAGGGAAGUGAGAGUCCUGAGGUUUAAUUACUUGUAUGCAUUUGUUAAUGGUUUUUUUAGAUAUGUAUCAAACUAUCGAAAUCA